CUAAUUUUCACCCUCUUCCCCAAAACCCUAGCCAUUGUCUUCCUCACUCUCCCCCUCCCCGUGUGCCGUCGCAAUGGCCACAGCCGCCGCACGCCCUCUCGUUUCCGUUCAAGCCCUAGAGAAUGACAUGGCCACCGACGGAGCAAGCGCCACCAACUCCGUCGCUCUCCCCGGCGUCAUGAAGGCUCCGAUUCGCCCCGACGUCGUAACCUUCGUUCACUCCAACAUUUCCCGGAACUCCCGUCAGCCGUACGCGGUGUCGAAGCGCGCCGGCCACCAGACCUCCGCCGAGUCCUGGGGAACUGGUCGCGCUGUGUCCCGUAUCCCCCGUGUUCCAGGCGGCGGAACUCACCGUGCCGGCCAGGGAGCGUUCGGAAACAUGUGCCGUGGUGGAAGGAUGUUCGCUCCCACUAAGAUCUGGCGCCGCUGGCACCGGAAGAUCCCGGUGAAUCAGAAGCGCUACGCCGUCGCCUCCGCCAUCGCCGCCACCGCGGUUCCUUCCCUUGUCCUUGCUCGCGGCCACCGAAUCGAAUCGGUCCCUGAAAUCCCCCUCGUGGUCUCCGAUUCCGCCGAGGGAAUUGAGAAGACAUCCAACGCCAUCAAGGCUCUCAAGCAAAUCGGAGCGUUCCCUGACGCCGAGAAAGCUAAGGACAGCCAAGCAAUCCGCGCUGGCAAAGGUAAGAUGCGUAACCGCCGCUACAUUUCCCGCAAAGGCCCUCUGAUUGUUUACGGAACCGAAGGCGCUAAGCUAGUAAAAGCCUUCCGGAACAUUCCUGGUAUUGACAUUUGCCACGUGGACCGCCUCAACCUCCUGAAGCUCGCUCCAGGAGGCCAUCUCGGCCGCUUCGUUAUCUGGACGAAAUCUGCAUUUGACAAACUGGACGAAGUUUAUGGCUCUUUCGACAAGCCUUCGGAGAAGAAGAAGGGUUACGUCUUGCCUAGGCCUAAGAUGGUUAAUGCUGAUCUUGCUAGGAUCAUCAAUUCUGAUGAGGUGCAGUCUGUUGUGAGACCAAUUAAGAAGGAAGUGAAGAGAGCUACUCUCAAGAAGAAUCCAUUGAAGAACCUGAAUGUGCAUCUCAAGCUUAACCCUUAUGCCAAGACUGCCAGGAGAAUGGCCCUUUUGGCUGAGGCUCAGCGUGUUAAGGCCAAGUCAGAGAAGCUUGCUCAGAAGAGACUACAAAUCACAAAGGAGGAGGCAUCUGCAAUCAGGGCUGCUGGGAAGUCCUGGUACAAGACAAUGAUCUCCGACAGUGACUACACAGAGUUUGAGAACUUCUCAAAGUGGUUGGGAGUGUCUCAGUGAUUCCAUGUUUCUCAGAGAACUUUUACUUUCUAGUGCUGUUUAGUGUUGUUUAUGCAAUUUUGUGAUGAGACAUUAAUGAAACAAAGCAGAAAUGGGGAAUUCUGGAAGGGAAUUGCUUUGCAUUUUUGCCAAGUUUCCCACUUCAUUAUCAAACAGAUUUGGCUUUUAGAAUUUUGUUGUGAAUUGAUAAAUUUUAUAAUUUUGUUUGUUUUCUUUCUUCC
This is a messenger RNA of Ipomoea triloba (trilobed morning glory), 1524 nucleotides long. Its product is annotated as 60S ribosomal protein L4-1-like. The record is from RefSeq and is a predicted model, not a curated record. Lineage: Eukaryota; Viridiplantae; Streptophyta; Magnoliopsida; Solanales; Convolvulaceae. Gene Ontology annotation, molecular function: RNA binding; structural constituent of ribosome. The transcript has 2 exons. Gene Ontology annotation, cellular component: cytosolic large ribosomal subunit; ribosome. Gene Ontology annotation, biological process: translation. Bases 74 to 1303 code for a protein of 409 amino acids.